Endocarpon pusillum Z07020 is the source of this 3225-nucleotide messenger RNA. RefSeq lists its product as uncharacterized. The transcript is spliced from 6 exons. The record is from RefSeq and is a predicted model, not a curated record. Gene Ontology annotation, cellular component: cytosol. Lineage: Eukaryota; Fungi; Ascomycota; Eurotiomycetes; Verrucariales; Verrucariaceae. Gene Ontology annotation, biological process: cytoskeleton organization. The coding region runs from base 1 to 3225 and encodes 1074 amino acids.
AUGGAGGGUCAUAGUGACAGCGCUCUCCCAGCAGUGGGUCGUCAGCUGAUCGUCAAGGCCGAUGAAGUUGAUCAAGAUGGAACAGCUAUUCAGUCACCAAGCAAGCAGCUCCCACUAAGCGCUCUCGAUCAAAGAGAUGGUGUAGCGUCUGGCGCCAAUAGAAGCGUCCAAACGAAAAGCACACGGCCGGUCUUGAAAAGAGAUGGCUCAGCACCACCUCCACCAUCCCAGCCUCCACCUCCAGCACCACCUUCGCAGCAUCAGGAUCCAGAUACUCCAGCGGACUCUCUCAGCUUACCACAGCUGAAACAGCUGGUCAGUCAAUUCCCGAAGGUGGAAAAGAGAGCCUACGCAUUUCAAUAUGCUGACGCCCAAUCGUUCGCUGAAGAGAUUGAAGCAUGGUUUCAGUAUUCAGAGCAGGAUGGGACCAUGAUCUUAAGUGCUAAGGAUACCUUCGAACAGAAAUGGAGGUCAUUCUCUGAAUCUCACAAGGAACUCGCAGACGAAGAUUCAACGUGGAUCGAUGUUAGUGAUGACGUGCGAAAGAACAUCCUCCUGUCGGUUCUCUCUAGCCUGAGUCAUUAUGAUCCACUUAUACGCAUCGAGUCAUUAGAAGUCCUCUUCUACAUUCUUGGAGGGGCUUGGGCAACAACAGCAGGUCUAGAAAGGCAGGAUGAGUCUGAAGAUCGAUCAAGCGACGAGGACGUUGACAACCGGAGCAACUCAGUUCAGCUAGAGUGGAUGCACAGGGGUGCAGAUCUGCUUCUAGAAUGCUCCGGUCUUCAAAGCCUGCAGGAUUGCAUGAAUACAGUUUUUGAUGAUGAAAACGGCGAAGGCUUGACAUCUACCGAGACCGCUGAAGAGCACGGAGGGAGUCCGCUUGAGCUCUACAACAACUCUAGAAUUCGAGAGCGAACAUUACUACUUUCCUGUUGGUAUUUCUUUGUCGAAUCAGCUCGACAUAGAGAUGCUUCCGGGGUUGGGAAAUCGAUGCGCAAUGUCAUGUUACAAUUGAGACCUAGGUUUCUCGUCUACUGCGUUGAACUUCUGGCCCGACGACGAUGGGAGGAUAUAUCGAGCAUUUCGAUGAUGACAAGACUUCUCCUUCUCUUAUGGAAAUCAGUCUUGCUAUUAUUUGGUGAUACCCAGAACGUGCUAGAGCGUGCAAAGGAUGUGCUGCAAACGAAGCCAGAUCCGCUCCCAGCAGAUGCUUCGCGGCCCACCCUGACAGCCUCGCCUCUUGAUUAUCACCUUUUCCGCCAGGAAAUUACAUCAAAGUAUCCGGCAUAUAAUCCUCCUCUUCCAUUAGUACCAUUUGAAGCCGAGCACAAAUCGAUGCUACCUCCACUGCCCCAUCAUCCGAGUCGAGCGAACACAGUUACCGGUUCAGUUGCCAACUUCGGCCAACCUGAUGGAAAUGUUAGCGGCUCAAUUCUUCACCAGCCGGUCCAUAUCGCGACACCCGCACCAUCUCCACCACCAUCGCCUGUUGGCCCUGGUGGGAAGGCAGGCAAAAAGCAAAACUUCCAGACGAAUCAGAAUUUUCCUUUUCUGUACCCUCCAUUGGAUGACAGUAGCAACAACAUAGGUGGAAAGGGCACCACUGAGUUUCAAGAUCUCAUGGUAGGUAAGAAAUGGGAAGGUAGCGACAUACCUGCUUCUAUCAUUGAAGCAGGCCAACUCUUUGCAAGCAGGAUGCGAAUGACCCGAGCGAUGCGUCAGCUCUGGAAAGAGCGAGAACAAUUCUUGAAAGACGACAGGGGAUGGGAAGGGAAGACGCCGACAGUUGAAGACGGUGAAGCUGGUACGAAUGACAAAAAUGAUUGGAAAGAGCCCGUCAAUGCUGCUCUGGGAGAGGGUGAUAACGAAGCAGCGCUUCAUGACCUCGAGAGUCGUUUGGAGGCUGUCGAGGACUUCUUUCACUUCGCACUUCCGAACCUCCAAUCACUUAUUAUCGUGAUGAUGAAAACCAUGUUGUUCAAUGUGCAGAAUAUCGCGAUCCAGAAUGGCUCAAUCAACGACAAUGGGCAAUCAAAUGGACUACCUAGAACAAAAUCAAACCUGAACGUAUCACAGGCAAAUAACUCUCCAAAUCCACCGGCUGCGCCACAAGCUUCGGAGCUCAGUAUGGAAGAGCUCAACGAAACGCGACUUCGAGAAGUGUGCCACAAAGCUAUGUCUGGAUGUUUAUUCCUUCUUCUCAAGUGGUUUAAAAUAUCUCACGUCCUCAAGUUCGAGUAUCUGACUCAGCUCCUCCUUGACUCGAACUACAUUCCUUUAGUGCUGAAAUAUUUCGCUCAUCAAAACCUUGAAGAUUUGGUCGCCAUCCGCUACGACCGAGACGACCUGGGUUUCUUCCACAUCUGCCAUCUCAAUUCUGAUCACCCACCCCUCUCUCCCACCUCGCCAGCUGCGAAUUCCUCCCCUACUUCAAGUCCCGAUGAAGCAAUGCCUCCACCGAUCCUGCGCCACCGCCGUUCUCCAACAAACGGAUCCUCUCACGACCCCUCCCAAGCCGUCGCAUCGCCCGGAAAAAUCGAUGAGACACCUUCGGAUACCGACUCCAACCGCCUCCCACCCCGUCCUUCUGUUGACGAACUGGGCAACCCCAUCGCACCAAUUCCCCAGACCCCUAUUACAACCUUCUCAUUCCGCCAGUUCCAAACCUCAAUCCAUCUCCUCCGGAUCCUCCAAAAAAUCACCCGUCACAAGGCGCACCGCAUCUUAUUAUUAGUCCAAUACAAAUCUAGCCAGAUCCUGCGCCGCAUCCUACGCGUUCCGGACCCCUUACUCCGCCUCUACGUCCUCAAGCUCUUCAAAUCCCAGGUCCCUUACUGCGGGCGGAAAUGGCGCCAGGGCAACAUGAAGGUCAUCACGGCGAUCUAUCUGCAUUGUCGACCGGAAUUGCGAGAUGAGUGGCUGGCGGGAAGGAAUUAUCCGGAUGUUGUCAAGGAUGGUGCUGCGGAGGGAAGGGGAGGGAUUGAAGAAGGGGAGAGGGACUUCUUCCAGAGGGAGUUGGAUCAAAUGGGGUGGGGGAUGGCGGCUUUGGGGGUGGGUAAUGGUGCCUGUGGUGCUGGUGGGGAGAAUGGGGAGGCGGUUGCGUUUGGGGAGGAGGCGCCCGCGCCAAAUGGGAACGGGAGCGCAAAUGCAAAUGCUAAUGGAGGUGUAGGACAGAAUGGGGAGCAGUGGGAGCAGGGUGGACCGUUACAAUUGGAGGGGUGGUGA